Molecule: messenger RNA, 5683 nt
Organism: Hyla sarda
Lineage: Eukaryota; Metazoa; Chordata; Amphibia; Anura; Hylidae
Gene: B3GALT5
Product: beta-1,3-galactosyltransferase 5
Exons: 3
Coding region: 544-1503 (319 amino acids)
Cellular component (GO): membrane
Molecular function (GO): N-acetyl-beta-D-glucosaminide beta-(1,3)-galactosyltransferase activity
Source: RefSeq, a predicted model, not a curated record
GACAUGGGGGGAUGAUGUAUUUCCCACCCUAGGCUUAUAGUCGAGUCAAUAACUUUUCUUGGGUUUUUGGGGUGAAAUUAGGGGCCUCGGCUUAUAUUCGGGUCAGCUUAUACUCGAGUAUAGACGGUAGUGUGCCUCCUUUUUUGUCCUAUUUUACAAGGUUUCAGCCUCCAUUGUAGUAAUCCUAUCUUCUCUGUAUCACAAGCUGAGCCUGAGAACUUCUCCCUCCCCCUUGCGCAGCUUCAGUGUAUUGUGUCACUUUAUACACAGUCCCUUACCGCCUUCCCUUGAUAUAAAUGAGCAGAUCAUUCUCUACAUCUCCAGGGGAAGGACGCUCUGCAGCUUUUAGCUCUGUUUGUUUCUAGUCCUUAUUGUCAGUGAUUGCAAACAAAUCCAAAAAGGUCUAUCCUCCAUGAUGGAGCCGGAGGGACGCAGGAUCUGUAAGGAACGGGAUGGAAACGUCUUUCUUAAUGAUUUGCUGCGAAAUUAAAUCUGCUGGACGGACAGAUCUGCCUGUGGAUUUUGCCCCCGGUGGAUUACCAGAUGCCUCGUAAAAAGGUGAUCUUCGCCUCCCUGCUGAUCUUACCCGCUAUGCUGAUGGUCGCAUUGUUUAUCAAGGUGCAGGAUUACGAAAUCUGGUAUUUCUGUCUUAGCUGCAGUGAAAGUUAUUUGCAUUAUAGCUUUGACUACAGUAACAAAGUCUUCAUGAAAAUUCCCAACAUAGACUGCAGACAAUCACCUCCAUUCCUGGUUUUCCUGGUCACCACCACGCAUGGUCAGAAAGAGGCUCGAAGUGCCAUCCGGCAAACAUGGGGUAAGGAGAGACUGAUCCAAGGCAAGAAGGUGGUUACCUACUUUCUUAUGGGUACAAGGGAAAAUGAGAGUGCAAAAGAGAAGGUCAUCUUGGCCCAAGAAAGUAUCAUUCACAGAGACAUCAUCCAACGAAACUUCUUGGACACAUAUUACAACCUGACGAUUAAAACCCUAAUGGGCCUGGACUGGAUUACGCACCACUGCCCUCAGGCGUCCUAUGUCAUGAAGACCGACACGGACAUGUUCAUCAACACAUUUUAUUUAGUCGAACUUCUUCUGAGGAAAAACCAGACUACCAACUUCUUCACGGGCAUCCUUAAGCCGAACGACAGCCCCAUCCGCAACAUCUUCAGCAAGUGGUACAUAAACAAGCGGGAGUACGCAGGAGAAAAGUACCCCCCAUUUUGUUCCGGUACUGGCUACGUGCUCUCCACAGACGUGGCGCAGAAGAUAUACAACAUCUCCAUGAGCACGCCCUUCUUCAAGUUGGAGGAUGUGUAUGUAGGCAUGUGCCUCGAAAGACUGAAGAUCCCGUUGCAAGAACUUCACAGCAAGGAAACAUUCUUUGCAUCAAAACUUCCAUUCUCGGUGUGUACGUACCGAAACAUUGUCACGUCCCAUGAGGUCCAACCCCAUGAAAUCCUGCUUUAUUGGCAGGCAUUACAGAGAUCAGGAGACGAGCACUGCUGACGGACAGUAUUUUUCUUAUGUAUAUGACAAUUUCAUCCUCUCAAGUUGUCUAGAUUACAAAGAAAUCAGGACUCAGUUUGGAACUUGAUAUUUUGUGCCUUUUAUUGAUUUCUUGAAGUUCCACAUAUACUUCAUUGACACCUCCCCUGAGGAACAAGGACGUGUGUAAAGACCCAAUUUUUUAUUUAGUUAUGUCCCUUGAUGCCUCAUUUCCAAAUGCCAAGACUGUCCAACAUUGGGUGAAGUUGCACUCACUAUUCUGCUGUCUUAUACUCCAGUCACCUCCAGAGCUGCACUCAGUAGGGACUCAUUAGGGUUAUAGGUUGAACUUGAUGGACUCUGGUUAUUUUUCAACCUUAUGAACUAUGUUACUAUGUUACUAUUUUGCUGUAACAUCAUGUUGUAAGUAACAGCAAAGGAGUGAGUGCAGCUCUUCUUGUGUUUGGAGUAUAAAACAUGAUGUAACAUCAGAAUAGUGACUGCAGAUCUGGAAGUGAAUGGAUUAUAAGACAUGAUAUAACAGCAGAAUAGUUGGUGAACCUCUGCAAGUGAUGGGAGUACAAAACAUGAUGUACCUACAAAAUAGAGACUGCAGAUUUGGAGGUGACUGGAGUAUAAGACAUGAUGUAACAGCACAAUAGUGAUUGCAGCUCUUGAGGUGACUAGAGUAUAAGCCAUGAUGUAACAGCAAAAUGGUUAGUGCAGCUCUGCAGGUAAUUGGAGUAUAAGACAUGAUGUCACAGCAGGAUAGUUAGUACAGCUCUGGAGGUGACUGGAGCAUAAGACAUAAUGUAACAGCAGAAUAGUGACUGCAGCUCUGAAGGCCAUUGUAGAAUAAGACAGAAUAUAACAGCAAAUGAGUGAGUGCAGCUCUGAAGGACAAUGGAGGAUAAGACAGGAUAUAACAGGAUACAACAUUUAUAUCAUGUUUUAUAGUCUGUGUCACGUGAUACUCCGGUCUUAAUAAAUUCCCCCCAUAGAAUUCUAAUUUGUGAAGCACAGGUUAUAAUGGGGGGGGGGGCAUAAUGAAGUGCCCCAUGCUGUAGGCCGCCCUCAUCUGGCUCUUUCUAUUUGCUAGUAGUGGUUAAUCUAUCAGCUGUUUGUUCCUAUAAUGUAGAAACUGUACUGUGAUGGAAAAAAGGGUCCGCAAUGUGCAUUUAUGGGUCACACACAAAUGCUAUUACUUUCACUAGGAUGUCGAGUCCUAUGUAAAUAAUGCUUAAAGAAAUAUGCUCCGCCCCCUCAGUACUGGAACAGAGGAGCAGAGCAUAUCAGGAUCCACCCCCUCGGAACCUGUACAAGGUAAAAUACUGUCUGCUUUUCCCAGAGAGUACCUUUACAUAGAUCGUGUCCUGCGAAAAUGACUUAUUGUUUCAAUCAUGUUUUAUGUUAAACAUGUUUUUUAAUAAUCGUUUUAAAAAAAUGUUACCUAAUCUUUCAUUUCACUAUCUAUAUUUUAAAAUAAUGCUGAAUUUUCAUUCUGGCCACUAAGCCUAAAACUAAGCUGAGACUUCCUGCUGUUUCUGUGAUGAUGCAGAAGAGGCUGCUGGAAAGUUAUCAGUAGAUAAUUACAGAAAAAGCUGACACCAGUAGACAGAGAAGACAAUAGAUGCAGCUCACAGAUCAGCCUCCCCCUCCCUGUGGAAUGACCUUUGAGAAGGUCACAGAGCACGCCCAGAAGCCUUACCUAUUCAUAUGAAUUAUGUAGCUUCUGUUUAUUGUUGACUAGGUCCAUGGGGCCUGAUGUAAGUCGUAUUUCUAAAUGCUGUUAAAAACAGCUCAGACAAGAUGUCCGUCCCCAAUAACAAUGUACAAAAAAUUGAAUAAAAAAAAAAAUGACAAACAGAAAAUAGAAACAGGCAUCAGUCACCCCCCUUGAAAACUACAACUUCCAGCAUACCCGGACAGCCAAAGGCAGCCCAAGCAUGCUGGGAGUUGUAGUUUUGGAAAGGCUGGAGAAACACUUGUUGGGAAACUCUACUCAGGGGUUUGACUUCCAUAUUUUUCUAUGUUGUUUAGUGUAAAGGUCCCUUUAAGAAACUAGCCACACCCAUGAUAAUAUUUAGCAUUUUUUUAUGGACCGUAGAUUUAUGAGAAAAAUAUUGUGUUAUAAAGAUACCAUCCUCAGGUGCAAGACCAACAUUAGUACUGCAGAGGACUACACAACUUCCUGUCAGGGGAGGGGGAGGAACCAGGGAGCUGCUGAGACAACACCACAUUGACAAUGAUAGGACUACACAACUUCCUGUCAGGAGAGGGGGAGGAACCAGGGAGAUGCUGAGACAAUACCGCGCAAAAACAUGCUAAAGCCAGUACAUUUUGUGUCAACACUGUAUUAGUAAGUCAUAUGUCUCCAUGGGGUGAUAGUCUUUUUAAUACAAUUUUCUCUUCCCAGAAUACCUCCUUUUAAAGGGGGGGGGGGGGGGGGGUCUCAGGCAUAAAAAAAAAAAAAAAACACAAAAAAAAGCAAUAUUUGCUACAGGUUGUAUAAAUAUCAAAAACAAUGUAUACUCACCUUUGCUAAACCCCCAUAGCUGCCAACACUUCUGGUUCCUGGUAGCUAAUGACGUGGCAUCACCACCCUCCCUCCUCCGGUCAAUCACUGGCCACAGCAGUGUCCCACCUCAGUCAAUGAUUGGCUGAGCAGGACACUUCUUAUAAGGAAUACACUCCAUCAGCUCGGAGGAAAAGUGUAUCACUGCAUCUGUGGGGGCUCGGUGGCAGGUGAGUAUACCUAGUUUUAUUUUUAUUUUAUAUCACCCUGUGCUUAAUACAAUUUUUUUUUAUGCCAAGACAUCCCCUUUGAUGCAUAAUGAGACACUCAAACCAGACAUUCGAUGUGAGUGAUGACAAUCGCUGUACAGCGCUGCAGAAUAUGUUGGCGCCAUAUAGAGAAAACGGGUUAGACUGUCAAUGAUAAUCAAGGGUGGAGCUUUGAAAAGGCUCAGCUGCAGUACCAGACUUUGCCUAUAGGCAAGGUUGGCGCUAUUACUGGAAAAAAGUUACAUCCUUUUUCUACUCUUUUGGGGGUACAAUCCUGCGGUUCAAGAAACUAUUUAGAAAUAUAUCCUGCCUGCAUAUUGACCCCCAGUAUUUCCGAGUACUAUAACUACCUUGCAGGGAUGUGCACAGAUAUUUUGGGGGCAGGGGCUGAACUGAAAAAAGGGCACUUAUCAUAGUUAUUUACAUAAAUGCCCACAAAAUAAUGCCAGACUGUCCAGCACUGUCCAGUGCACUUUUAGGACAAACAUCAAAAGGGCAGGGGCUCAAGCCCCCUUUCUAGUCAACCUGUGCACAUCUCUGCUGCCUUGAAAGCUAAUGAUUCAUUUAGCUCUAUGGUACAGGACACAGAAUACAUAAUAAUAUAGUGCCCUCUAGUGGUGAACCAGUCUAUAGAAAAGAUGAUGUCCCCUAUAACAUAUUAUAUUAAAGGGGUUAUCCAGGGGGAAAAAAUUUUUUAUACAUCAACUGACUCCAGAAAGUUAAACAGAUUUGUAAAUUACUUCUAUAAAAAAAAUCUUAAUCCUUUCAAUAAUUAUCAUCUGCUGAAGUUGAGUUGUUGUUUUCUGUCUGGCAACAACAGUGCUCUCUGCUGACAUCUCUGCUUGUCUCGGGAACUGCACAGAGUAGAAGAGGUUUGUUAUCUAUGGGGAUUUGCUUCUACUCUGGACAGUUCCCGAGACAGGUGUUGGCAGAGAGCACUUAGACAGCAAAGAACAACUCAACUUCAGCAGCUCAUAAGUACUGAAGGGAUUAAGAUUUUUGAAUAGAAGUAAUUUACAAAUCUGUUUAACUUUCUGGAGCCAGUUGAGAUAUAUAUAUAUAAGAUUUUUCCCUGGAUAACCCCUUUAAAUGCCUUAAACAUUUGAGUGUUACACUGAACAACUGCUGAAUGGAUGCCUGUGAGCGUCUUGUAAAACAGCGUUUUCCAAACGGUGUGCCUCCAGCUGUUGCUGAACUACAACUCCCAACAUGCUGGAAGUUGUAGUUCGGAAACAGCUGGAGACACACUGUUUGGAAACACUGUUCUGAAUACAGGGCAUGCAUGUACAUAAUAACUAUGCGCUGUACGCUCCACUGGAGCUAUGUGUAUAUAUUGUCUGUAUUGUACAUAUCAUUCUGGCUUAUAUAUUAUUUCGUUGUUCUGUGAUUUUCCUAAUAAAAUCUAAUAGGAAGGUUG